AUGCCGACAGAAUUCAUUAGCUUGACAUUCCCCAAUGCAUCGACAGAGGUCAACCCAAUUCCAAAUGCUCUAAUUGACCCGGAGUACCUCAUCCGCUACGCUCGGACUUUGGAUGACUAUGGAUUCAACUACACCCUGGUGCCGUACGAUUCGUCUUAUUUUGAUCCAUUCACGGUUGGAGCGACUAUCGCGUCAGUGACGAAAAAUCUUAAGAUCAUCAUCGCGCUUCGACCGAACACGCUGUACCCAACUGUCGCAGCCAAAGCCCUCGCAACUCUCGACCAGCUCAGUUCGGGACGAGCUGUUGUUCACUUUAUUGCGGGUGGUAGUGAUGUUGAGCAAGCUAAGGAAGGCGACUUCUUGACCAAAGACCAGCGAUACGCGCGCCUUGAAGAAUACAUCAAGAUUCUGCGCCGGGCCUGGGAAUCAGCGGAUCCAUUCGACUGGGACGGUCAAUAUUAUCAAUUCAAGCAAUUCAGCAACAAAGUCCGUCCCAUCAAUGGUACUAUCCCAGUCUCGGUUGGCGGUUCCUCUGAUGAAGCCUAUCGUAUCGGUGGCUCGCUUGCCGAUAUUUUCGGUCUUUGGGGAGAGCCACUGAAGGAGACAAAAGAGCAAAUUGAUCGUAUCUAUGCCGAAGCAGCGAAGGCAGGUCGUGCGGAGAAUGAUCGACCUCGAAUCUGGGUCACUUUCCGUCCCAUUAUUGCCGAGACAGAUGAGCUUGCUUGGGUGAAGGCACAUCGAACUCUUGAUACACUGAAUGCAACCCGUGCUAGUGGGACUGGGAAGGUCCCUUCAAAUGCUCCGCCUCCCCAGAAUGUUGGAUCCCAAAGGUUGCUGGAUAUCGCUGCUAGGGGGGAAGUUCAAGAUCGCGCUCUUUGGUAUCCUACAGUCACUGCGACUAAUGCUCGUGGAGCAUCGACCGCGCUUGUGGGAUCACCGCAGACAAUCAAUGAUUCGAUCUUAGAUUAUGUUGAUCUUGGAGCCGAGCUGAUCUCCAUACGUGGCUAUGAUAACCUCAAUGAUGCGAUUGAUUAUGGACGCUACGUCUUGCCCGGGGUACGAAAGGUUUUGAAAGAGCGGGAGAAUUCGGGAAAAGCCAACUAG
Penicillium daleae is the source of this 1104-nucleotide messenger RNA. Its product is annotated as LLM class flavin-dependent oxidoreductase. The record is from RefSeq and is a predicted model, not a curated record. Gene Ontology annotation, molecular function: oxidoreductase activity, acting on paired donors, with incorporation or reduction of molecular oxygen. NCBI's taxonomy places the organism in Eukaryota, Fungi, Ascomycota, Eurotiomycetes, Eurotiales, Aspergillaceae. The transcript has a single exon. The coding region runs from base 1 to 1104 and encodes 367 amino acids.